AUGGCCGGGCCGGCCACGCCACGAACCCCACAAAACGCCCGCGAACGCCUCACCGAGCCGCCCCGGCAACCCCCUCGCACCACGACGUCCCUGUUCCCUCGCGCCACCGGGGGACGCCACCGUCCGGCCACCGCCGGAAAAACUCCUUUGUUUUCCAUACCCCUUUUCGCGUCCUCUCUUUUCGCGCUCCGCCCCUUUCGACCCAGUUUAAAAGCCGCCACCCCACGCACCACACCACACCACACCACACCCACCCUCCCCGUCGCUCGCCGCACAGACCACGGCACGCACGCUCCCCUCACGCUCUUGCAGCUCUCAGCUCGUCACAAAAUGCAGAUCCUCCGGCUGCUGGCCGCGCGGCGCAGUGCUGCGUCCACCGUCAAUGCCGACCGCCAGGACGGCGAGGGCGAGGACGAGGGGCCCUUCUUCGACCUCGACUUCGCGUCCUGCUCCCUCCGCGACUCCUCCUUCAGCUCCAGCUCCGGCGCGCUCUCGGGCUCCGAGUCCGACUCCGACGAGGAGCUCGACUUCGUCAUCUCCCUCCAGCGGAGCCGCUCCGCCUCGGAGCCGCCGUCCAAGGCGAAGGCCACCGGCCUCAAGCGCGGCAUCGGCGGCCUGCGCACGCUCAGCUUCGGCGCCAGGAAGGCCGCGCCGCUCCACGGCGUCGGCCGCCGCAGCUUCGCCCGGAGCAGCUCCGCCAGCGCGCGGUCGCUCCGGCUCUUCAUGGCGACGCCCCACCCCGACGAGGACGAGCAGGAGCGCGCCGGAAGCAGGCGCGCGCCGUCCCGGGACGUGAUCAGGAGGUGCCUGGCCAGGAUCUCGCGGCGGCUCCGCACGGCCGCGGCCGGCGAGGCGAGGGGCCUCCGUCGCCUGCGCAAGUGCCGGUCGGCGUCAUCGGCUGUGGCCGGCACUGCGCCGCGCCGCGACGACGACUCGGCGGCCGAGAAGCAGGACGGCAUCGCCGGCGCCAUCGCGCACUGCAAGGAGUCCAUCCACCGGGCUUCCAUCUCCGACUGCGACUCGCCGCUGCUGCGGUCUCGGAGCGACCCGGGGAAAUGCGAGGCCGCGUCCCCCUCGCCGAAGAAGAAAUGAAACAGAGUAGAAGCAGAGCAUCAAAGUUCCAAGAAGAACAUCAUCUUUGCGUUGCGUGCGUUGUUUAUGUGUGUUUGACGUCCUAGAGUUUCUAGUUUAAGGAUUCUGGUUAGGUGUAAGCGUGGGAAAAGAGCUCUUUUUAGGCUCCUUUACCCUCCCCAAUCACGACCCAUCUCAUGGCCUCGUUCAUGCAUAUGCUGAUAUGCAUAUGCAUGCACGUAGAUGAACGUGGAUUGUAGCUGUUUGCGUCCUUUGCUGUCUCUUUUCCUCCUCAUUUCCCCCCUCACCUUUGUCAGUCCGCGUGCUUGCUUUGUUGUCCUCGUGUGUAGUACAUGUGAAAUGUAAGGUGUUAGUACAUUACUUAUUAGCAUUUGAGAAACUAUUUUAGCCGCUCA
Messenger RNA from Hordeum vulgare subsp. vulgare (domesticated barley), 1487 nucleotides. RefSeq lists its product as uncharacterized. The record is from RefSeq and is a predicted model, not a curated record. Bases 1 to 1092 code for a protein of 363 amino acids. Lineage: Eukaryota; Viridiplantae; Streptophyta; Magnoliopsida; Poales; Poaceae. Gene Ontology annotation, cellular component: plasma membrane. The transcript has a single exon.